ACCUACAGCAGAAAAGCCAUGAGUAAAAGCCAGCUGACUUGCCCCUCCAUUCUCUCUUUCUCUCGCUCCUCCCAAUUCACCAGCUAUUCACAACCUGGUAGCAGCACCAAUAGUGCUGCUUAGUGGACCUACAAACAGCAAGAAAGGGUAUUGCUGAUCACCCCAGAGGUUCCUGGAUCAUCUUGUGUUAUCUCCCGUUUCCCAACAAAAGGAGAGGCAGCAACAUGCGUGGUUGGUGAAUUUGAAAUUAGAGGUGACUGGAAUAGCUCAAGCUGUCAUGAGAUGUAUCGGCACUGGACUUCUUGUGUUUGCCCUCACUUCCCAGCUGGUGGAUGCUACGUUGUCAAAGACAGACUCAAAAAAAGCUGCCUCGAAAACCCUAGAAGAAAAGACUCACCAUUCCAGUAAAAGAGUGCAAGACCGUGGUCUGGUAGUUACCGAUUCAAAGGCAAAGGAUAUUAUUCUGGAACACAAAAGCUACUGUAACAAAAAAGCACAAGAACGACACUUCUUAGGAGAUGUUUUGGGUUACAUUACACCUUGGAACAGCCAUGGCUAUGACAUUGCUAAGAUAUUUGGAAAUAAAUUUACAACUGUCUCGCCAGUCUGGCUGCAGGUGAAGAGACGGGGCAAGGAGAGGUUCCAGGUGACAGGGCUCCAUGAUGCUGACCAAGGUUGGAUGAAGGAAGUGAGGAACAAUGCCAAAAACAUCAAAAUAGUACCACGGAUUUUGUUUGAAGGCUGGACUUACCAUGACUUUGAAAGUGUGUUUGGCAGUGAAGAUGAGAUAGAAGAGCUUUCUAAUAAUCUGAUCCAAGUAGCCAAGAAAGAAAAUUUGGAUGGUUUUGUGGCUGAAGUUUGGAGUCAGCUAGGAAAUCAAAAGCAAACGGGUCUGAUUCACCUGCUCACUCACCUCUCGGAAGCUUUUCAUCAGGUGCAACUGAAGAUAAUACUUGUCAUCCCUCCUGCUGUCAUGCCAGGAACCAACCAGUUGGGAAGAUUCACAAGGAAAGAAUUUGAUCAGCUGGCCCCGGUAGUAGACAGCUUCAGCCUCAUGACAUAUGAUUAUUCAGCACCGCAACGGCCUGGCCCCAAUUCCCCUCUACCUUGGAUGCGAGCGUGUGUUCAAAUGCUGGAUCCAGAAGCCAAGUGGAGAAGUAAAAUUCUUCUAGGACUGAAUUUUUAUGGCAUGGACUACUCGGCACUCAGUGCUUCUGGGGAGCCAAUACUUGGGAACAGGGAACAGUACUCUACAUCUCGUUUCUUAGAGGCCAAUUUCAUCUUUUAUGGGAUCACUUGGAUCUGGGUAUGCUUGGGCAAAGUAAAUUACUUUACCAUUAACCUGUUGGUCACCAGGCAGGCAUGGUUAUUUUCUGUGGAUUGUAGCACAUCCAUGCUGUUUUUAAAAAGCUAUGGUCUUACCAUUCUGUCAAGGUGGGCUAAACUGUCAAAAACAGUCCCGCACUACAAAGUGGCCUGUCAAGUGUUAAGAUUGGAUAAAUUGAAGAGAAAAUUCUAUGGCUUACUGAGCAAACACUAGAGGAAAAAUCAGGAUAUAGACUGUAGA
Messenger RNA from Rhineura floridana, 1567 nucleotides. It is a transcript of the gene CHID1, whose product is annotated as chitinase domain containing 1. NCBI's taxonomy places the organism in Eukaryota, Metazoa, Chordata, Lepidosauria, Squamata, Rhineuridae. Gene Ontology annotation, molecular function: oligosaccharide binding; chitin binding. The record is from RefSeq and is a predicted model, not a curated record. Gene Ontology annotation, cellular component: extracellular region. The transcript has 11 exons. The coding region runs from base 278 to 1540 and encodes 420 amino acids. Gene Ontology annotation, biological process: carbohydrate metabolic process.